This is a messenger RNA of Drosophila suzukii, 1594 nucleotides long. RefSeq names its product chromatin remodeling complex subunit BCL7B-like protein (gene BCL7-like). Lineage: Eukaryota; Metazoa; Arthropoda; Insecta; Diptera; Drosophilidae. The record is from RefSeq and is a predicted model, not a curated record.
AUCGAUUUUCCGCCACCACUAACAUCACGCCUCCAAAUAUCGAUUGCAUUUUAUUUUGUUGUAAUAAUAAUCUUUUGCAAAUUUGGCAUAUAAUCACCAAUACUUGUUGACCAAAGGGCUGGAAGACCACCGAAACCGCAGACGGCAGUAUUAGGCACCACCCCAAAGGCCCGGAAACAAGGGCGCCAGUGUAAAUCAGCCGGAAGUCGCGGAAAACACUUAGCGGCUUUUCGCGAGACGCCGACUUGGGCAGAGGAAAAGCGAGGAAAGCGGGAAAGGCCAGCGCCAGCCCCAUCGAACUACGGACAUGUCGCGCAGCGUGCGGGCGGAAACCCGCAGCCGGGCCAAGGAUGACAUCAAGCGCGUGAUGCAGGCGGUGGACAAGGUGCGCCACUGGGAGAAGAAGUGGGUGACCAUCAGCGACACCACCAUGAAGAUCUACAAAUGGGUGCCCAUCGCCUCCGCCAGCGAGAAGAAGUCCAAGCUGGAGGUCUCGCCGGGAUCGACCGCUGCCCGGCGACCGCCCACCGGCUCAGGAGUGGCGCCCGUCAGCGGCAGCAAGAGCGACAAGGAGAACUCGCAGAAGGGCACGCCCACGCCGCCUCAGAUCACGCCCAGCUACCAGGGACUCACCGCCGAGGACUCCAACACCUGUUUCUCCGUCGUGUCCGACAGCCAGGGCGCCGACUUCGUGUCGAGUAUGCCCUUCUCCGAGGACUCGAACUCGCAGGGCAGCGAUGGGCCCGUGAAGCGCCUGAAGACAAGCGACUAGCCAAACAUUCGCAGCCACAGCGCCAACAGCAGCAGCAGCAACUAACUAAGAGCCCUAGUUAAGUUAGAUUAGCACCGACAGCACCGACGGAGGUCGAUGUCGCGAUCGAAAUCGAAAUCGCCAAGAUGAUGACGAGAGUAUCUGCCUCAGCCCAAGACUUAAGCAAUUCUCCUACUCUAACUGUUUACGACCGGUAGUUGCCUCCGCCUGAAGCCUCAUUCAAUCAUCAUCGUGGCGGGGGCAGCUGCAGGUCGAUAGGUCCAUAGCGUUAAGCUCAAAUGUAACAACUAAUUUAUUAGAACACCGCGCGAAUCGAUUGCAAACGAUCCUAGAAAGGAUAUGUAAUAAUGUAAGAGAGGGUUAAGUAGGAGCAGCCACUCUGAAUGUUGUAAAUCAUGUAAAGCUUUUUAACUUGCAAUUUCUAUUCGAUUUGACGUAAAGUAGUGACUAAAUAGGUGUGCUAAUAUAAGAAUACAUUUUUUUCACGAAAUUGGCUCGAAAACGAUUUGUAUUGUACUUAUCCACAACCAGAUUUACCAUGUCGAUUUUAAGCGUUUUUCUACGCAUUCAGUGAAUGCAACCGACUUCGAAUCGAAACGUUUAAAAGCGAAUAGUUGUAGAUUCCAGGUUGCGAAAAGAUUUAACAAAUCCAGAUGAAAUUGAAAAUAAAAACGAACCCUCGCUAGAUAUAAAUGCACAAAGAUAAUGCGAAAUCGAAAACCUAACCAGUAAACCUCUUUAUAGUAUAUUUGUACACCUACCAAUAGAAAUAUGACACUAACUGCCGGCUGGCCACGAAGAACAUGAUGAAUGUCACCUGAA